CUCAUAAGCAUCGCUUCGUGUGAAUCUUCCUAAUGAUACGUCUUUGUUUGGGUCCAUUAUUUUGGUUUGGUUAAAUUGCAAGUUUUGGAGUUGUGUUAAUAAUAAACAUAGUAUCAAUUAAUUCAUAGACACACACAUGUACAAGUAAACAACAAAUGUGCGUCAUCGUCAUUUGUAAAAUGUUGUAACUAAUUUGGAUAUAGAAAAAAAAUCAAAGUGAAAGUGGCUUUCAAACGGGUUGUUGCACCAUUUAUCAGGACAAGAUUCACUCCAUGCAAGAGGAAGUUUUCUUGCAUACAUGGCAGUUGGUCUUUAAAUAGGUCGGCCCACCACAAACCACCGUCGUUUGUGAGUAGUAUGCAAUGUUUUAGAGACGCAACAUCAUCCCCUGUCCAAGAAAAGAAUGACGCUUACCGAGAGAAAUUGAAUAAUAAUGUGUUAAAAAAGGCAAAUGCAGAUAUGUCAGUUAAACAGGACGAUAUUAUUCAAAGAAACAUAAAGGAGUCUGGGAAAGAGGAGAGUCCCUCUUGUUCGACGCAAACCAUUCCCAUAAAUUGUCUUUCAGUGUCUUCUGCUCCCCCGGAUAUGCGCCCAAAAUACCGCGAACUGUUGCUGGUGUGCCAAGAGCAGGCGUUACACUUUAAGGAUGACGUUACUGAAAAAGGCCAAAGACUCCAAGCUGCGCUAGUCGUGUGGCAGGAUUUUAUAAUAAUGUCUGAUGGUUUGGUCAGACAAAUUGAAACCUUUGCAAGUAAUUAUGACUUCGAUGAAAGUACUCCUGGCAAUGGAUAUCGAAGCUUUAUUUCUGUUGCGGACUCUUGCAUAGAUUAUGGACUGACAAUUUGUAAAAAUCUCUCAAACUCCAAAUCCACGUUAUUUUUCCGUAAGAAAAGUUACAUGAAGGACAUUGAAGCUUGUUCCCAGUUGCUUUCGUCGUUGUGCUCCUGUAUGAAGUAUUUAUUAAUUCUUCACGAUUGGUCGAACGACAGUGGAGAUUUGGAUUUAUUUGCCAAAGGAAACCAUUCUGCUGAAGAACUCUUCGAAAAGGGGGAAACAAUAAAUCAGUAUAGUUUCUAUGGACGAUGUUUGGGCUUUCAGUAUGGUGAUUCUAUACGUAGCGUUCUGAAAAUUCUCUCAAUAAGCAUGGCUGGAUUUUCAGAGGCUUUUUAUGCCCAUGACAUUGACGGUCCAAUUCUGAAGACAACUCGCAGUGUAUGGACCAGCGGAAAAUAUUUGUUGAAUCCCGAGUUGAGAGCCAGAAGAAUUGUGAAUCUUUCACAAAAUGCCAAAAUUGACUUUUGUAAAUCGUUUUGGUUCCUAGCCGAAUCUGAGCUAAUGCAAAAAAUACCCAGUAUUGUAGGCACAUCCAUAAAAGUCAAUCAAGUUAUAGAAAUACCGUCAGAGCCUUUGCAAUUGCCAAAAGUUUCCACAAAAGAUAGUGCGGAGGAAAUGUUGGAUAUUCCUGUUCCAUCAAGUCAUAUGGGUCCGGGCUUAGUUAUACAAGCGCGACUUUUAUCAUCUCAUCGACGAGAGGGAAUGAUAGGACUGGGUCCUACACGUUUUCGCGGUUGGCGUAAAUUACCCUCUCGUGCCCCUGCCAUAGUUUUCCACUGUCAUGGUGGUGGAUUUGUGGCCCAAUCAUCGAAGUCUCACGAGUCUUAUCUUCGAGAUUGGGCUGUAGCAUUAGACUGCCCUAUCUUGUCAAUUGAUUACAGUUUAGCCCCAGAAGCACCUUUUCCCCGAGCAAUUGAAGAGGUAUUCUAUGCCUACUGCUGGAUGUUGAAAAAUGCCAGCCAUCUUGGCACCAAAGCAGAGCGCGUAGUUUUAGCAGGGGAUUCUGCUGGAGCAAAUCUAUGUAUUGCAUUGGCCUUAAAAUGCAUCGAACAGGGUGUACGCUCGCCAGAUGGGUUAUUCUUGGCGUAUUGUCCGACACUUAUUAAUUUUGUUCCUAGUCCUGCACGUUUGUUGUGUUUAAUGGAUCCCUUACUCCCCUUUGGUUUUAUGAUGAGGUGCUUGCGGGCAUAUGCUUCGCCAAGCCCCGAAGUUUUAAUUGAAAACUUUAAAAACGAUGAAAUGAUAAAGGAGAUACGUAAAGCAUCAGAUGAAGAGCCCCACUAUAAGCUUUGCCUGGAAAGGACAUCAGGUUGCAACACGCCAUCAAAGCGUGGCUCUGCAAUGAAAUCUGCAGAUAAAUCAAAAUGGGAACAGAUUAAGAUUGAUAAAACGGACGCUUCUACCCAAUACGGCAUCGAAUUGGCAGAUGAGGAAACGGAAGAUAGCUCAGAAAAUACAUUUGCCAGCGCAUCCUACCACAGCCAGGCAAUCGAACGAACCGAUAUGCCGGUAGAAGAUGACGAUAAUAGUUCCUGUUUAUCAUUUGAAGAUGAUUCACAACCCAUUGAACACUAUCCUGUGGUAGCAAACAAAAGUUCGGAAUCGGAACAAUACAUAGAUCGUUUUCUUGAAACGUACAUUGUGGAUGCGCCUACCGAGGAAGCAAAAGAAGCAAAUGAGGAUACGAAAGAAUUGAAAACAGUGCCAGCCAAAACUCUUUCCGAAGAAAAUAUUCUUAUCGAUGUCAGUAAAGAUGUUUUAGACUUGGACUUAACGGGAAAGAUUAACAAUGCAGUAAAUAGUAUUAAUGGAAUUAUUCAUCGAUAUACACAGUCUUAUGAAAUAAAGCGAGAUGGUCACCCCCAUAGACCAAUUGAAGAUUUACAAAAAAUGGAUGCGUUGAUUGCCCGAUCGCCCAGUGCUGAGUUUGCCUUUCAAAUACCCAAGGACCCCUUUUUGUCCCCUUAUUAUGCCUGUGAUGAAUGGCUGUCGCAAAUGCCGACAACUAAAAUACUCUCAUUGGAGAUGGAUCCUUGCCUAGAUGAUUGCGUAAUGUUCGCCAAAAAAUUAAAGAAACACAAUAGAUCAGUUACCUUGGAUAUACUAAAGGGCUUGCCACAUGGAUUUUUAAAUUUUACAUUGCUAUCCAACGAAGCCAUGGAAGGUUCAAAGGUCUGCAUAAAUUUGCUAAAACAAUUAAUCCAUGAUGAGACCGAACCAACGCCAAAUUCAACACAGUCCUCCGCGACAGUGAAUGCUACAUUAAUUGAGGCACAACAAAGCUCAGAUAGUAAUCUCCAAAAUUGAAUAAAUCAUUGAUACUGCACUAUAUAUGAAUAUAUACAAAUAUAAAACGUUUUUAGUAUGCACUCUAAAUAUAAAUUCCAAUGCAAUUAAUUAAA
Molecule: messenger RNA, 3236 nt
Organism: Stomoxys calcitrans (stable fly)
Lineage: Eukaryota; Metazoa; Arthropoda; Insecta; Diptera; Muscidae
Gene: Hsl
Product: hormone-sensitive lipase
Exons: 6
Coding region: 358-3141 (927 amino acids)
Biological process (GO): cholesterol metabolic process; triglyceride catabolic process
Cellular component (GO): cytosol
Molecular function (GO): sterol ester esterase activity; triacylglycerol lipase activity
Source: RefSeq, a predicted model, not a curated record